UUUUCUCUCUCUUUCAGGACAGUUAUUCUGAGCGAAGGACCCUGCAAGGCCUACUAAGUGGUUAUCAUGGGCUUAAUUGCAUUUUUGAAGACCCAGUUUAUAGUUCAUCUCCUCAUUGGGUUUGUCUUCGUUGUGAGUGGGUUGAUCAUUAACUUCGUCCAACUAUGCACACUAAUCCUCUGGCCUAUAAACAAGCAGUUUUAUCGCCGAGUAAACUGUCGCCUUGCCUAUUCGCUCUGGAGCCCCCUAGUAAAUCCUGAAACAUGUUGGAAAAGAGCAUCAAGUCAGAUGACCAACACACCUAUGUGUGACUUCAUUGACACUCCUAAAAGGACUGAGUUAGUAAUGUUGCUGGAAUGGUGGUCAGGCACAGAAUGCACUUUAUUCUCAGACCAGGCCACAGUGGAUACAUUUGGAAAAGAACAUGUGAUCAUCAUCUUGAAUCACAACUUUGAAAUUGACUUCUUGUGUGGUUGGACUAUGACUGAACGCUUUGGAGUGUUGGGGAGUUCCAAAGUUCUUGCUAAGAAAGAACUGUUGUAUGUGCCCUUGAUUGGUUGGACGUGGUACUUCCUUGAGAUCGUUUUCUGCAAAAGGAAAUGGGAAGAAGACAGAGAUACAGUUAUUGAGGGAUUAAAACGUUUGUCUGAUUAUCCUGAAUAUAUGUGGUUUCUCCUGUAUUGCGAAGGAACUCGUUUUACAGAAACCAAGCAUCGUAUCAGCAUGGAGGUGGCUGAAUCCAAAGGGUUGCCUAAAUUGAAAUAUCAUCUGUUGCCCAGAACCAAAGGUUUCACCACUGCUGUCCAGUGUCUCAGGGGAACAGUUUCAGCAGUGUACGAUGUAACGCUAAACUUCAGAGGAAACAAGAACCCAUCUUUAUUAGGAAUCCUUUAUGGAAAGAAAUAUGAAGCAGAUAUGUGUGUAAGGAGAUUUCCUCUUGAAGAUAUCCCUGUAGAUGAAAAGGAAGCUGCAAACUGGCUUCAUAAACUGUACCAGGAGAAGGAUGCUUUACAAGAGAUGUAUAAUAAGGAAGGCAUAUUUCCCGGCCAUCAGUUUAAACCUCCUAGAAGACCAUGGACUCUGCUAAACUUCCUCUUCUGGGCUACUGUUCUGCUCUCUCCUCUCUUCACAUUUGGUUUUGGAAUUUUUGCAAGUGGAUCACCGCUUCUUAUCCUUGCAUUCCUGGGGUUUGUUGGAGCAGCUUCCUUUGGAGUUCGUAGACUGAUAGGAGUGACCGAAAUAGAAAAAGGCUCCAGCUAUGGCAACCAAGAAUUCAAGAAAAAGGAGUAACUCACAGCUGCAGCACAGCACAUAUAACCAGACUAUGGUAUCAAAUUAACUUCAUUAAAAAACACUUAGAAACUAUCUUUUUCUUAUUAACUGAUGACUAAUAUUAAUGAAUAAUACUUGAGCCAAGAAUGAAGAAAUUGGAAGAAUCAAGAGAAGAGAAAACAUCAGCUUUCUGUCUGUUUAAGGACCAUUUUAUUCAAACUUGGGGUGAAAAUCUGGGCUAAAAAUGGUAACUUUUUGCUUUGUUUGCGGAGUGGCCGAGAAAUAUUGGACACAGCUACCUACUUCUUCAGAUGACCAGUCACACUGGUUUACCCUUCAAGAAUCUGAAACUCACUUUACAGUAGGAGCCAUUGAAUGUUUCCUCUUGCUAAAGCCAAUUUAAUAUUUGUUUUUCCCAGCCUCAGUGCUGAGUGUGCACCAGGAAACACAACCCAUUUUAAAUUCACUGACAGCAGUUCCUUGGGUGAAAGCCAUUUGGAAAGGCCAUUUUAUCAUGACUACAGACAAAAUCCCAUUUGUAUACAUUUUAUUGAAGGCACUUUUUAUUUUCAGGCAACAUCAUAUAACUUCUGUACCACAAGAAAAUGGAUAAUAGAAUUUUGAUGGAAAUGGUACCUUAUCGAUAAGCACAUACUGUACAUCAGAUUCACUAGUAUUAAUAAAGUUUAAAGGCUUUCCCCCC
Chrysemys picta bellii (western painted turtle) is the source of this 1975-nucleotide messenger RNA. Lineage: Eukaryota; Metazoa; Chordata; Testudines; Emydidae. The record is from RefSeq and is a predicted model, not a curated record.